Clupea harengus (Atlantic herring) is the source of this 2925-nucleotide messenger RNA. RefSeq lists its product as uncharacterized. The record is from RefSeq and is a predicted model, not a curated record. Bases 150 to 2882 code for a protein of 910 amino acids. The transcript is spliced from 21 exons. NCBI's taxonomy places the organism in Eukaryota, Metazoa, Chordata, Actinopteri, Clupeiformes, Clupeidae.
UUUAUAUAGGCUAGGAGCGCACCCUGGAAAUGUACUGCACCUUUCAGUGGCUCUCUAGCGUGGGUUGUAGGGGGCAAAUUGAGUGUUUGUGGGUGGUGUAGAAAGGAUUCAAGCAUCUUCAGUUACAGGGCUUUUCCUUGUCAGUGAAAAUGGCCAGAAUUCUACAACUAGUCCCAUGGCUUUUGAUGGUGGCUGUUGGGAUUUCUGCUCAGAAAAGUUUCAAGCAAAUAACUGGCCUGAAGUCUCAUUGCCUUGGAAAUGUCUUAAGGUUGACCAUAGAUAAAUCCCUUGGCUUUGGAAGCCACCUGGAAGUGGAUGCCAUCAAUGGCAGUCAGUUUAUCCCCAUCACACCCAGCCUGGCAUCUAAGUGUGGCUACCGUGUGGAGUCUGACCCCUGGGGCAACGUGAAACUGUUUGCCUCAGUCCUGAGCUGCCACACUAAUAAUCAGGACGAUGAGGUUUUUGAACUAGGACUGCGUCUUCGAAUGCAUGAUGAGCAUAAAUCUGAGGAGGACACGCACAAGGUGACCAAGACCUGCAACUACAACCGAUGGGCUGCUCGUGAGAUCCUGUGUGACAAAAACUACAUGGAGGUGUCAGUGAACAGGUUGCCACCACCGAUUGACCUAGCUGUUGAGCAGACCAUGCUUGAAGAUCAGUGGGCUGCUGCAGUUCCUGAUGCUGUGACCUCUGAGAACAACAUAUGGCGAAUGGUUUUCUUCACCCCAAAAGAGAAGUCCAUGCCGUUGGCUGACGCUCAAAGGGCUGGCUAUGGUAUCGCAACAACCCCAUCGAGACUGCUCAUCCGAAGCCCUUAUGACACAACUGAGGUUUACUCUGAAAAUGUUGCUAGUGUGUCAAUGAAGGUGCUGAAGGCUACCACAUAUUUCAAGGACCUGUGGUCUGUCACCAUGCUUGACACUGCUGCAGCUUGUCCUACUGAUGGUGUUGUCUUCACGGAGGAAACGAUGACCUGGUAUGUGCCUCGCCACAUCUACCCACUACUUGCAUCGAAUACCUGUGAGACGCUGGAGUUGCACAUGGGCAUUGAUGGCGAGCGACUUGAUGAAUCACAGAUGGCCAGCAGGGGAUACACCAUGUCUGUGACUAAUUCCCACUUUGUCAUUGAACUGCCUGUGGGUGGACCUGAUGGUUACUACAAGAGCUAUGCUCCUGAGUAUCAGUACCAUAUCUCUUACUAUAUUGAGGCCAUGAUUGAGGUGGUGUGGAAGGAGGCUGACUCUGACCAGCUCACCAGAUAUAAGGUCUUGUAUCCGAUCACCACCCCUAUGAUGCCUAGACCUCCACACGUGACUGACAAUACUGUGCCUGAGGAACGGGUCUUUGAUGUGCUUUUGGGUACCUUCCUUCCUGAUGUGAUGCUGAUGAACAUGACCUUUGCCACUGUUGUACUGACUGUUGCCGAAGCCAAUGCAAGAGGCUUCAAUGUCCAAGAGAAACGCUUCCCCCAUGGUUACAAAGGCUUCAGUCUUCAAGUGCCCUUCUCUGACUCUGUGGUCCUGAAGAGUAAUCCUGAUCGGGAGUUCACGACCUACACCCUUCCUUUGAGCUUUGGCCUGGUUGUCCUACCUGAGCAAUCCCCAUUCUCUCAUCCAGCUGUGCUGGAAGCAACACUUCAUGACGUUGUGCUCCCUGUCGUAACCGGAACUUGUGAUGACGAAAGCUACUAUGUCACCGUGGCCUAUGGAAGUCAUGGCAGUGACUUUAAAACCAUUGUGGGCAAGCGGGAGCUGACCUCUGACCUAGCAACGAAGUACAAUGUCCGUGAGAAUGCUACACACAUGACCAUGAGUGUGCCCUUCCUCUCAUCUGAUGCUGUAUUUACGUUUGUACUUUCAUCUGCUGCUGGGGGUCGGCUGGACUUGAAGGUCAUCGACCCACUCAAUAAUUGGAGCCUCAACAACUUCUCUCUGGCCUGUACCUUUCCUAUGCCUCUGACUGAGUGUCACCCUAAUGGCACAAUGAUUGUCCUGGCCCUGAAGGUUGAGUCGGUGCCUAAUCUUAUUCUCAGUCAGCUCACCCUAAAGGACCCAUCGUGCAAACCCAUGUUCAGCAGCGAUCAAUUUGCCUCCUUCUCUUUCCCUGUUAACAGCUGCGGAACAACCCGAACAUUCUUGGAUGGCUUCAUGGUCUAUCAGAAUGAGAUCACCAUGUCUAAGCAAGGAGGUGUGAAGAAUGUCAAGACCACUUCCCACCCAGAGUACCGACUAACCAUCUCCUGUUACUAUGAGAACGAUGACUUCAAGAUGCUGCAGUUUCUCCCAGAGGAUCGCUCCUUUGACCGCCCUCCCCAGCCUGCCUUUGGGGAGAUGAGGGUCCGCAUGAGGCUGGCAACUGAUGUGUCCUACAACACGUUUUACACCGAAGAGGAUUAUCCUGUGGUGGAGGCCUUGAGGCGUCCCCUUUACUUUGAGGUUGAGUUGUUAGAGUCCACAGAUCCACAACUUGUGCUGUUCCUGGAGAGCUGCUGGGCAACCCUGGAAAAGGAGAGGCUGUCCACGCCACGAUGGGACAUCAUUGUUGAUGGGUGUGCAAACCACGAUGAUCGUUAUUUACCAAGCAUUCAUCCUGUAACUGCUGAUGGCAGAGUCCAGUUCCCUUCCCACUUCAAACGCUUUGACAUGAAGAUGUUUGCUUUUGUCCAAGAUAAUGUGGUGCUGAAAGACCAGAUUUUCAUUCACUGUGACACUGCCAUCUGUGACGACAACAAACAAAGUGAUGGACUCUGCUAUAGACGAUGUCCUAGUUCCCCUGAAAAUGUCAAUGAGCUGAGCAGCGUUAAGAGCAGCCAAAGCAGUGCAAAGUAUUCUCCCAAGUCAAGAGCACAGCUCUCUUCAGGUCGCAUCAUGCUGUCAUCGUGAUACAACCUUGUUAUGCAAAUAAAAGGAUUCUGUUAAAAACAAA